This is a messenger RNA of Trichechus manatus latirostris (Florida manatee), 2130 nucleotides long. It is a transcript of the gene NRM, whose product is annotated as nurim. The transcript has 4 exons. The coding region runs from base 1 to 804 and encodes 267 amino acids. The record is from RefSeq and is a predicted model, not a curated record. Gene Ontology annotation, cellular component: nuclear membrane. Lineage: Eukaryota; Metazoa; Chordata; Mammalia; Sirenia; Trichechidae.
AUGGCCCCUGCGCUGCUCCUGGUCCCUGCUGCCCUCGCUUCUUUCAUUCUGGCCUUUGGCACUGGAGUGGAGUUCGUGCGCUUUACCUCCCUUCGGCCACUUCUUGGAGGGGUCUCGGAGUCUGGCCCCGAUGCCCGGCAGGGAUGGUUGGCUGCCCUGCAGGACCGCAGUAUCCUUGUCUCCCUGGCUUGGGAUCUGGGGCUCCUGCUACUAUUUGUGGGGCAGCACAGCCUCAUGGCAACUGAGACAGUGAAGGCGUGGUCAUCUCGGUACUUUGGGGUCCUGCAGAGGUCACUGUAUGUGGCAUGCACUGCCCUGGCCUUGCAGCCCCUUAUCCUUCUCCAGCUGGUGAUGAAGUACUGGGAACCCAUACCCAGAGGUCCUGUGCUGUGGGAGGCUCGAGCUGAGCCAUGGGCCACCUGGGUGCCCCUUCUCUGCUUUGUGCUCCACGUCAUUUCCUGGCUCCUCAUCUUCAGCAUCCUUCUCGUCUUUGACUACGCUGAGCUCAUGGGCCUCAAACAGGUGUACUACCAUGUUCUGGGGCUGGGGGAGCCACUGGCCCUGAAGUCCCCCCGGGCUUUGAGGCUCUUCUCCCAUCUGCGCCACCCAGUGUGUGUGGAGCUGCUGACCGUGCUGUGGGUGGUGCCCACCCUGGGCACCGACCGCCUCCUCCUUGCUCUCCUCCUCACCCUCUACCUGGGCCUGGCUCAUGGGCUGGACCAGCAUGACCUCCGCUACCUCCGAGCCCAGCUACAAAGAAAACUCCACCUGCUUUCACGGCCUCAGGAUGGGGAGGCUGAAUGAAGAGCUAACUUCUGGUUCCAAGCCCUAUACUUCCUCUUCCCCUCAAAUUCUGAAUCUCUCAACAUCCAACUGCUGGCUGCUUCAGGCCAGAGGCCCCAAUCUUUAGACUCCAGGGGCUUGCCCUUCCCCUACUUGAGACUCCACUCCCUGGGGUCAGCCUCAUACCCUAAAUUCAGUUUCAGUCAUUGGACUUGAAGGUCCACUUCUGACCAUCUAGGGCCCUCUCAUCUCCCUAAAGAGGGGGUGUGGAACUCUUCUGUCCCCUCACCAUUUAGGGCUUGAGCUUGAGCCCCCUUCCAGCCUCUCCACAAGGGAAAGGAUCUGCCUUGACCACUCCCCUGGCACUGUUACUCAGGGAUCCCCCUUCUCCACAGCUGGAUUCAGUCCCAAGGAGCUGGACCAGAGUCUGCAAGUUUGAUUGUAGUGGCCCCCCCUCCAGGGACCACGCCUCACGUCUUCAUCUCCAGCCCCAGCCCUGGUCUUUCCACCUCUCUAGGCCCCUCUCUGGGUGCCUUCCCCUGGACCUCGUUAAGGGGACUCUCCAGCUCUUAUCUUGGGUAGCUUAGGGUUCCCUGCUCCCCCGAGGUACACGCACUGCAGGAAAAUAAAAUUUAGCCUGACUUUUCUACAUCGGGGCAUGCAGUCUUCAGUAUCUCUCAGGCUGCAGGACAUGCUUUGGGAGGGAAGGAGAGCUGGCGCCUGGCAGCGCCAAACGCGGAUCUGGGCGAUCACUCCCCGUGGACCUGCCCCCAGCCUCCUGCAGCUGACGAGUUCCCUUUCUUCCACAUCCACAAUUCUCCCGUUGCAGACCAGGCGACCCAUAGGAGACGGGUUGAAAUUAAAGAGUGGGGCUGCAACUCUGGUAGGGGAGCGAGCUCCCAAAGCUGUUGGCUCUGAGUGCCUCUCCCAACCUCCCCAUCCCCCCGCCCCAGAGCUCAUUCACAAGGGCCGGGACCCCAGGCGGUAGCAGCCCUGGACGGCGCAGAAACAAAGGCUGUCCGGGGUAGGCAAACGCGUGGGGAGGAGCGGCAGGAGAUGGGAAGGGCGGGCCCGGCUCUCAGCAGCUGCCGCUUCCUCCGCAAGUCCCUUGAGGGGCCUGAGUCACUGGCCACCGCCCUGGGUCGGCGAGCUAGGGGUGGGGGUCUGGUCACCUAGGCUCUCUAGGGCCACUGGACGGAGGGAUGAGGGCCUCUGAGGACAGUGCACCGACAGUCAGGGGUUCGGACGCGAAGAGUGGAGUCACUGAGCGGAUUCCCACCGCUGGGUCUUGGGUAGCGAGGUUCCGCCCCUUCCUCGGGCUCCGCCUCGCGCCCCCUUCCCUCUCCC